This is a messenger RNA of Gallus gallus (chicken), 1904 nucleotides long. RefSeq names its product eukaryotic translation initiation factor 1A, X-linked (gene EIF1AX). Lineage: Eukaryota; Metazoa; Chordata; Aves; Galliformes; Phasianidae. The transcript has 7 exons. Gene Ontology annotation, cellular component: cytoplasm. Gene Ontology annotation, molecular function: RNA binding; translation initiation factor activity. The record is from RefSeq and is marked provisional. The coding region runs from base 122 to 556 and encodes 144 amino acids. Gene Ontology annotation, biological process: translational initiation.
AGCCCCGGCCGCGCCGUUCAGCCCGCGCGCAGCCGCCGCUCGGUUCUGCCUCCGCCUCGCGGGAGCCGCCCGAAGGCCCGACCGCCCUUACGCAGCCCCGCGCGGCGCAGCGCCCGCCGCCAUGCCCAAGAAUAAAGGUAAAGGAGGUAAAAACAGACGACGAGGUAAGAAUGAGAACGAGUCAGAAAAAAGAGAGCUGGUGUUCAAGGAAGACGGGCAAGAAUAUGCCCAGGUGAUCAAGAUGUUGGGCAACGGAAGGCUGGAGGCGUUGUGUUUUGAUGGCGUGAAGAGGUUAUGUCAUAUUAGAGGGAAACUAAGAAAAAAGGUUUGGAUAAAUACAUCUGAUAUUAUAUUGGUUGGCUUACGAGACUACCAGGAUAACAAAGCUGAUGUUAUUCUAAAGUAUAAUGCAGAUGAAGCCAGAAGUCUGAAAGCGUAUGGGGAGCUUCCCGAACAUGCUAAAAUCAAUGAAACAGACACAUUUGGUCCCGGAGAUGAUGAUGAAAUCCAGUUUGAUGAUAUUGGAGAUGAUGAUGAAGAUAUUGAUGAUAUCUAAUUUGGAACAGAGGUUUACAUUCCAACUUUCUUCCUCCAAGGAUUGUUCUACAUUGAUAUUUUGAUUUUUUUUUUUUUGGGGGGUGAAGUACCUUUCUUUUAAGAAGACUGAAGAUUCUUGGUAAAGAGUGUAGUUUGUUACAUCGAAAGGAUUUAUUUUCAAUGUUUGUUUUAAAGUAUUUAUAUUUCUUUAGAAACGGAUAAUGCUGGAUUAUCACAAAGGUUAAAUGAAAUGCCACAAAUAUUUUCUCUUCACCAAUUAGAGCUUUUAGCUCCGGGUAUAAGUGAGAUACAGAGACAUGGGCUGUAAAAGACUCUGGUUUUCCCCUCUUGUGCUUUCAUCACUACAAUUCCAGUUAAACUUGUAUUUUGAAAUAAAAAUUGUUUACCCUGUAAUUAUCAUGAAUUUUGAUUAAAUACCCAGUUUAGAUUAGUAUUAAAAUGUACUAUGCAGUGUCUGUCCCUAUACCCCUUGCCUUGACGUUAACUUUAAAAGAUUUUGAUAAUAUAAAAGGAAGGCAGAAAUCUGCAUUUUAAUUCGUAAUGCAUGAAUCUGCUUUUCACGUCUCGUAGCAUGCUGCUAUUUUUAUACUGAUUUUGAUAAUUGAGAACACUCACGAUUUCAAAGAAGCAAAUUUGCCACAGCGGAUGGGUGGAGGAGAAGCAACGAUAAAAACGUAAGCAGCAUCUUACAUUUGCAGUUGUUAAAAGCUGUCUUGUAUGCUUAGCUCUUCUGCCUGCUCAGCAGCUAAGUUGUAGUUGUGGAAGAUGAACACUGGGUGGCACCCAACAUAACAGGGAUGCGUUCAUACGGACUUGGUUCUGUACUGAAAAAAACCUAAAGUAGUUUUUCCCCAAAGCGAAUGCUUAACAUUCUUGAUAUGUUAAACUUGUAGAAUAUUUUUACAUUAUAGAAGGGGUUAUGUUAAGAGUAGAGUUUUAUUUUAAUCUUAAAUUCCACGCAGCCUAAGGUACAACGUUAAAGCUUAUUAUGUGAACUUUGAAUAACGAUAUAAAUGAGAAAUUAAAUUUGUGUCAGACGUAGGAAAAGAAUCUUUUCGUCCAGAAUGAAUCACUGAAACAAAUUAAUGGAAAGAUUCUUCUCCACCUUUGGACUGGAGGAGUCAGUUAAAGCUGAAUAAAGACUAACAUCAUCAUGAAAGUAUUAUUUUGUGGUAGCCUUAGUUUGUUUGUCUUCAGUUCUGUAUUUAACAACUCUGAAAGCAGGUUAAUGGAAAACUUCCUUUUGUGCCAUAAAAAUCUGAUUCUUGACACCUGUAUUCGUUAUACGGUCUUUUUGGUAUGAUGUAAAGUGACUGCCCCAAUAGAUAAAACAAAAUGUCUGUAAA